CCUCCGUAGUAACUCUAAGCAGCUACCAAACGAUCCCUUACAAAUAAUAUACCCAACACGACCCGCCACGGUCGGACCCUCCCUUCAUUUAGGGUUUUAAGAUUAGUUUCAACCUCAACCUUUGCUUUGCACAAGUCUGUUUUACUGCUUGUUUUCAGUUGAAUAGUGCUUCCUAUGAGUAGCUGCGGUUGAAAAGAAUUAAUCUUUAUCACCUCCAGAACUUUAGAAAGGUUACACGUUUUGCUUGUCUUGGUUCUUCUCUUUCAUUUCAGUCCCUUUUUGUACAUUUCUCUCUUCAAGAUACUGAGAAAUGUACUAACCCUUUUAGCUUUUCUUGAUUUUUCUAGUAGGUAAAAAAUGUCGGCGGUGGCUCAACUUCGCUACUCUUCACUUCCAGGCCACUAUCAGAAUCAAAGUCGUUACUUUGCUGGUGCCAAACCCCAAUUUUCGGACAACAGUUUCGCAAAAAAUCUCUACUUUAACCCUUUAAGAACCAACCAUGUAGGUUCUAAACAAUGGGGUUCGUAUUUGGUUAUCAAGAAUCAAAUUCCUUGUGCUGGGGGUGGUGAUGGAGGCAGCAUUGGGACGGGACGAGGCGGUGGUGGGGGUGAUGGGGAUUCCGAUGAUUCGAGAUCUUCGUGGGAUAGUUUUGGACCAAUUGGUGCUUUUGUCAAUGGUUGGAGAUCAAGGGUUACGGCGGAUCCACAGUUCCCUUUUAAGGUUCUUAUGGAGGAAUUGGUUGGUGUCACUUCUGCUGUCAUUGGAGACAUGGCGUCUCGUCCUAACUUUGGCCUUAAUGAAUUGGAUUUCGUGUUCUCAACGCUUGUCGUUGGUUCCAUUUUGAAUUUUGUGUUGAUGUAUAUAUUGGCACCAACAGCAGCAUCUGUUUCUAGUCGAGCUCUGCCUUCGAUUUUCGCCAGUUGCCCACCGAGCCACAUGUUUGAGCCUGGCGCUUACAGUUUGUUGAGUCGGGUUGGGACGUUGGUUUACAAAGGGGCGCUGUUUGCUGCAGUUGGGUUUGCUGCUGGACUUGUUGGAACUGCAAUUUCUAAUGGUUUAAUCAAGAUAAGGAAGAAGUUGGAUCCAAAUUUCGAAACGCCAAAUAAGCCUCCCCCAACACUGCUAAAUGCUGCAACUUGGGCUACUCAUAUGGGUGUCAGCAGUAAUUUAAGAUACCAAACACUUAAUGGUGUUGAGUUCUUGCUAGACAAAGCUCUUCCACCCGUGGUUUUUAAAACGUCCGUUGUAGUUUUGAGAUGCGUGAAUAAUGUCCUCGGCGGAAUGACAUUUGUCAUGUUGGCAAGGCUGACGGGUUCUCAGAGUGUAGAUAAAGGGGAGGUGGCUACUGUGGAAGAUGGAGUAAAGGCAGAGAAAGAGAGGUUGCUGAAUCAAAGUGACCCUGGUGAUUCUGUUUCAAAGUGAAUUGGCUUUGUGUGUAUCAAUAUCUACGAAUCCCCCGAUUCAGCUUAGUCAGUUUUUUCCCCUCUUACUAUGAAUUAUGAUCAUAAAUAAAAGGAAUUUUGUGUUCUUUAGACCAAGAACAAGAAACAGUUAGGACUUCAUGUACUUCAGGGAGUUUUGAGUGUGUCUAUCCUGUCUAGCUUUCGUGUUUCCAGAGAUGAUAGAACAGUUAUUUGUUGAUAUUGACCAUGUCCAUUUGUAUGGCAUGGUAAACAUGACAUUCAUGCUUAUGUUCUUGUAACUGGCAUUUUGCCCAAAUCAUGUAAAGGAAGUAGCACUGUUUUCCGUCCUGCA
Lycium barbarum (goji berry) is the source of this 1755-nucleotide messenger RNA. Its product is annotated as protein RETICULATA-RELATED 3, chloroplastic-like. Lineage: Eukaryota; Viridiplantae; Streptophyta; Magnoliopsida; Solanales; Solanaceae. The transcript has 2 exons. The record is from RefSeq and is a predicted model, not a curated record. The coding region runs from base 358 to 1422 and encodes 354 amino acids.